CUGGCUUUUCUUUUAUACAAUUUGGCUUGAACUGCAUGUGUGCAAUAAUGUAUUAUUUCAUUGUUCAAACUCAGUAUUUUACAGGAUAGAUUUUUGAGGCAUUUGUUUAGUAGUAAUUAUAAAAACAAAAUAGAUUUUGAUUUUAAUUUUUCAUGUUUAUUCACAUUUUGAUUCUUUGGAGAUAUCUCCAACAGUAGAGUCCUUUUGGAGAGAUGUUACCAUAUCUCCAAAAGGAAAUGUAUCUGAAAUGGGUGAACACUUAAUAAAGUGUCCUCUGUCUCUUCAGAUUAAUCAGCUAUACUGUUUAAAUGGUUGACAGUAAUGUACAAUAUAAUUUACAUUGUUUCAGGACAAGUGGACUAAAUAUAGUCCUGAAGAGGGGGACAUUCCUUCAGAAUAAUGAGCUUCCAGUAAAUAUUGUUCCAAAUUAGCUGCAUUAAAAUGUUCUUGUGGUUGAUUCUCCUCUGUUGUCAGAAGAUUUAUAGGAAAACAACAGUUAAGUUAUCGUAUAAUUAUGCUGAAUGCGAAUACAGUAUAUCACUCAAGACUGACUUGCUAUGUGGCACAAUUUGCUGUACACACACACACACACACACACACACACACACACACACACACACACCCUCACAAACUCCUUCUAUUUCAGGGUCAGCGCACAUAACUGUAACCCAGAUGUUCAUUAGCAUGUAGUGUUAUAGUAGUAAGGUUAGUAUGUUUGGGAUUUUGCAAAAAUAAUCUUAUGUGGCUGGAUAAUGUAAAUCUAUUGUUUUUUUUUGUUUUGUUUUUCAAUUUGAUAGUCUAUACACAAUUAUCAUUCAAUCCAUUUGUGCUUGCAGUGUGUCUUAGACCUGAGCUGGCUGCCAGCAUUGAUAUGGACGGGAUCCAGAGGUACUUUAGACCCGGUGCGGAGUUAGUGCUGUCCUGUAAACAGGGAUACACCCCUGUGUCGGGCCCUCGGAGGAUUGUUUGCAGUGCAAAUGGACAAUGGACAAAAACCAGAUUAAUGUGCAUACCAAAGCUGUGUCCCUAUCCUGAUCCGUUGUCUAAUGGAGAAUUGUACUAUGAGGAUACUGUGUACCAGAGUACAAUCAACUACACUUGUCACGAAGGGUAUGUCUUAAGUGGAGCCAGCACUGCUGUGUGCCAAGCCAACGGAACAUGGAGCACAGCAGUACCAGAGUGCAAGCCUGUGUCCUGCAGUCUUGCUCCGAUCCCAAAGUUUGGGAUGAUAACUUAUGACAAGAGGAUCAGGGGGAACACCACUGAUUUCGGCGUCACAGGGACGUACAAGUGCCUACCUCCGUACGUACUUAUUGGCAAUGCAAGAGCAGAGUGCACUGCCAGUGGCACCUGGACCAAGACACCUGAAUGUCAAGUGGUGACAUGCCCUCCACCGGAGAAGAUUGACAAGGGCUACAUGUCAAGCCAAGACCAGAGAGAUUACGACUACAUGGAAACAGUCAGAUAUGGGUGUCUUGGAGACUAUGUACUGGAAGGAAGCCUGCAGAUUGUUUGUCAGCAGAAUGGGAAUUGGUCUGAAAAGCCAUCCUGCAAGGCUCCUUGCAGUGUUGGCAUACAGAGAGGAAGGAUAUUAUACAAAGGACGAAAACUCUGGAUCAAAGACCUCAAGCCUAACACAGUCUUACACAAAGACAUUGUCUCACUCUAUUGCAUGAACAAGGCCAGGAAUUGUGGUUAUGCAGUGCCAGCCCAGUGCAUCGAUGGAAGACUCAUAAUACCUGAAUGCUUUGAACAGCCCGGCACUCUUGAUUAUAACUUCCAUUCAAGUUCGCUCCCGUCAGAAAUUGAACAGUGCUGAAAGAGCAGCAGAUCCCUUCUCUGAUGACUACUAAGCCACUCUAAUAUGGAAUAGAUGUUAGUGUGUUCUGGUUUCUAAAAGUAAAGCAUAUGUUCUAACUCAAGCUGUCUUUGUGAUUUAUGUAACACAGUUCCCACUAAAUUUAACAUUUCAGACAUGAUUUUUGUUUGACUCAGUCCUGAUUAACAAAGUGUGUUAUUCUGCUACUUCACCUUUCAAAAUGUAUAUAUGAAGAGUUUACAUGGGCUACUAUGGUCUCUCACACUUAUUUCUCUUAAUUCUCUUGUCUUGUCCUGCACCAAACAGAAGAUACCAUGAGCUGACAGCACAGAAGUCAUCCGCCUGCCAACCACUUGUGCUAGGCCCUGUGAUAACAAUCAAAGUCUCCUCCAUACUGACUUUAGCAAAAAGUGAAGAGGUCCAUUGUGGGUCACCCUGUGCUAGGAAACAUGAGUUGUUUUUUUUUCAAGCUUACAAUGUUAUAUCUUGAUCUACAUUACUAUGUAUUAAUGUUGACACUAAUCAACACCUAUGACACACUCACAAAAAGAAUGUAACAUAAUGACCUUCAUAAACAGGAAUAUUGUAAAUGUAAUUUGUGAACAGCUAUGUAUCGUUAAGACCAAUACCCAAUAUCACAAGCCUGGAAACUCUCUGCAAUAUAGCAGUUUUUAGCAAUGGUAGCAACUCAAGGGACAGCAAUGUCUCUAUUUCGGUUUGUCUAUGAAGGAGGUGCUGCACUUUAUUGAGUAUACAACUUAAAGAAUCCAGACUGUCCUGGAGACGAACAUUUAGAGUGUGUGCAGAAAGUAUUCAGACCCCUUCACUUUUUUCACACUUUGUUAUGUUGCAGCCUUAUGCUAAAAUCAUUUAAAUUCAUUUUUUCCCCUUAUCAAUAUACACUUAACAUACCAUAAUGACAAAGCAAAAUCAGAAUUUUAGAAAUUGUUGUACAUUUAUUAAAAAGGAAAAACUGAAAUAUCACAUUGACAUAUGCAUUCAGACCCUUUGCUAUGACACCUGAAAUUUAGUUCAGGUUCCUCCCGUUUCCCUUGAUCAUCUUUGAGAUGUUUCUACACCUUGACUGAUGUCCCCCUGUGGUAAAUUCAAUUCAUUAGACAUCAUUUGGAAAGGCACAAACCUGUCUAUAUAAGGUCACACAGCUGACAAUGCGUGUCAGAGCAAAAACAAAACCAUGAGGUAGAAGGAACUGCCUGCAUAGC
This is a messenger RNA of Xiphias gladius (swordfish), 3042 nucleotides long. RefSeq names its product beta-2-glycoprotein 1-like. Gene Ontology annotation, biological process: negative regulation of complement activation, classical pathway. NCBI's taxonomy places the organism in Eukaryota, Metazoa, Chordata, Actinopteri, Istiophoriformes, Xiphiidae. Bases 740 to 1819 code for a protein of 359 amino acids. The record is from RefSeq and is a predicted model, not a curated record. The transcript has 7 exons.